This is a messenger RNA of Parasteatoda tepidariorum (common house spider), 663 nucleotides long. The record is from RefSeq and is a predicted model, not a curated record. Lineage: Eukaryota; Metazoa; Arthropoda; Arachnida; Araneae; Theridiidae.
AUGCCAUUUUAUAUUGGUGAUGGUAUAAUAUCAGGUGAGGUGGAGUUUGUAUUUGGUAUAGUGGGCCAGUUGAAGAUAGCAACCAAACGUUGGUGGGACCGCCUAAUCGGAUUAGUGAAAAAUUGUCUCCGUAAAUCUCUUGGUCGGGCACUAUUGGAUAAUGAAAAUUUAUCAACUGUACUAGUAGGGAUAGAAGCCUCCCUUAACAGCAGACCCAUUGUAUAUGAAGAGGGAGAUGAAGACAAUACGGAAGCCUUGACACCGGCACAUUUCCUAACGGGUAGAAAAUUAACAUCCAUACCCACAAAUCCGAAUAACAAUCUUAGACUUACGAAACUCUUCAAACAACAACAAGACGUGUUGGAUAUAUUUUGGAAAAGAUGGUCCAAAGAAUAUCUGCUGCAACUUCGCUCUUAUCACCAAUUUCGCAAUAUUCAUAAAUCCUUCAACAUCCGUGCAGGAGAUCUUGUGCUACUACAAGAAGACGUCAGACCCAGACACAUGUGGAAGAAAGCCCGAAUUACCAACCUAAUUAAGGGACGUGAUGGGGAAAUCCGAACAUGUGUGUUAAGAGUGAAUGGAAAUACUAUAACUCGACCCAUACAGCUGGUCAUCCCUCUAGAGGUUGACCAGGGUGGGGAGGAUGUUAUCCGUCAUCAAUAA